AUGGCUUGUUUCAUCACUCGAAAGCCUAUCGCGACAACGGCUCUGUCGCAAGUUGGGCAUCCGGUUGUGACGGUCAUCGUAUCGGAAGACUCUAUAGUCAUUCGACAAGAUCGCUUUCUCCGAACCAGAGAUCCUUUGCCCGAGGAAGCUGCGAUGUUAUAUCCGGUACCGUUUAACAUUCUCUCUAUUAAUGGCCCAAACGGUGUGUUGCAUGAUACGUCGUUCGCAGAGCGAGAAGUCACAAUCAAAGUAGAAGGAUUUGUCAAGCUGAAUGCCGGUCACACUGGGUUAUAUCGGACAUGUUAUAGUGCUGAGUAUCUUCAAAAGCUGGCUGAAGAGGCCGGCAAGGGCGGCAUCCUGGGUGUUGAAGACCGAGCAGGGCUAAUUGCGGAUGCUGCAGUCUUGGCAUCGACAGGUUACCAAAAGACAUCAGACUUUCUCCAAUUACUUACAAACUUCAGCCACGAAUCCCAGUAUGUCGUGUGGUAUAUUAUCAUUAUACAUCUUGGUGCGAUUCUGAGAGCAUGGACAUUUGAAAAUCAACGCUUCUGA
Messenger RNA from Pseudogymnoascus verrucosus, 552 nucleotides. Its product is annotated as Aminopeptidase 2 mitochondrial. Gene Ontology annotation, molecular function: peptide binding; metalloaminopeptidase activity; zinc ion binding. Gene Ontology annotation, cellular component: cytoplasm. The transcript has 3 exons. Bases 1 to 552 code for a protein of 183 amino acids. Gene Ontology annotation, biological process: proteolysis; peptide catabolic process. The record is from RefSeq and is a predicted model, not a curated record. NCBI's taxonomy places the organism in Eukaryota, Fungi, Ascomycota, Leotiomycetes, Thelebolales, Thelebolaceae.